Labrus bergylta (ballan wrasse) is the source of this 3592-nucleotide messenger RNA. RefSeq names its product PR domain containing 1b, with ZNF domain (gene prdm1b). The record is from RefSeq and is a predicted model, not a curated record. Gene Ontology annotation, molecular function: RNA polymerase II cis-regulatory region sequence-specific DNA binding; protein binding; DNA-binding transcription repressor activity, RNA polymerase II-specific. Gene Ontology annotation, biological process: cell fate commitment; regulation of transcription by RNA polymerase II. Gene Ontology annotation, cellular component: cytoplasm; nucleus. NCBI's taxonomy places the organism in Eukaryota, Metazoa, Chordata, Actinopteri, Labriformes, Labridae.
AUCCAUAUUGUCAAGAUGAAGCUGGAUAGCACACCUGGAGCCAUGAGCGGAUGGAGGGAGUUGGACUUUGCCUUGAACUGCACCUACAUUGUGCCGGACCAGGUGUCGGACCCAAGCUUCAACCUGCCCAAAGCCAUGACCUCCAUCCCGCGUAACCUCACCUUCGAGUACAGCACAGACAACGAGGUGACGGGUGUAUUUAGCAAAGAAUACAUUCCUCAGGGGACUCGCUUUGGCCCCCUGCAAGGAGACAUCUACACCAAAGACAAUGUUCCCAAACAGGCCAACAGGAAAUACUUCUGGAGGAUAUACAGCGGUGGGCAACUCCAAAACUUCGUCGACGGCUACGAUGUGCACAGAAGCAACUGGAUGCGCUACGUCAACCCGGCGCGUUCUGCCGCCGAGCAGAACCUGGUGGCAUGUCAAAACGGCAGGGACAUCUACUUUUACACCAUCCGACCCGUGGAGCCCAAUCAGGAGCUGCUGGUGUGGUACAGCCAGGAGUUUGCGCAGAGGCUCUGCAGUCAACAAGUGGACAUCAAACAAAAAUACACAAGUUCUGAGGAAGAACAUGAACCAGAGUACACCAAACAGCACCUACCUCAGCAGACAUGGCUUAAAGAAAGAACAAAAGAAGUGAAAGAGGAGAGGGAUGAGGAUGGAGAGGAGAAGAUCGACGUGGAGAUGUUAGAGCGAGACACACCGCCCGAUACGCCCGAUGACCAAAUCAUGGACUUCAGUAAAAAGGUUGAGAAGGAGGAGCCGAGCGACAGAGAACCAGAAGACCAGGGAAACAUUCCUUCCCCUCAGCCUCAUCACAGAGAGCCCAGCUUGGGUCUCAAUCACCAAUACUUACCUGAUCACCAUCCUUCAAUCCAGUCUUCCCACAGAAGUCUUCCUCUUCACCUGCAUGGCCUCUACGGGCACAGGGAGGGCCUUGUUUCAUCUUACCCUCUGUACCCCCAGUCCAGAUCCCUCCAGCCUCCCUUCCAGCUUCUUCCUCCUUUCAGCUCACACUAUCCUCGCCUCCUUCUCCCGUCCUACUCUCCUCCCUUUCCCGGAAUGCUGCCCUCAAGGGGAUCCCUCCGAUACGGCAGCUAUCUGGGUACAGAUGGUGUCCCAUAUCCACCCAUUGGACAACCCAAUCUUCUCCCAGUGUCCCUCCCCUACCCUCCUUCUUCACAAGGGGGUCUGAAAGAACUCACACCAAAUGUGUCACCGCCACGAGGCGCUCCACUCACCCCAGAGCUCUCUCCCGUCCCCAAGGCCAGUGCUCAGCAUCAGUCGCCUGAGCACUCUCCCUCUGGUUGCGAGGAGGCCAUGAAUCUAAGCCUGGCUACGAUGACCAAAACCAACACAGCACCGCGCAACGGCCCCGGGCACAAAUCCCUGCCCUACCCACUGAAGAAGCAGAACGGAAAGAUCAAGUAUGAAUGUAAUAUCUGCUCCAAGACUUUCGGACAACUCUCAAACCUCAAGGUCCAUCUCCGAGUGCACAGUGGUGAGAGACCGUUCCAGUGUAACCUAUGCAAAAAGAGCUUCACUCAGCUGGCCCACCUCCAGAAACAUCACCUGGUCCACACAGGGGAGAAACCUCAUGAGUGUCAGGUGUGUCACAAACGCUUCAGUAGCACCAGCAACCUGAAAACACACCUUCGCCUCCACUCCGGGGAGAAACCGUAUCAGUGCAAGCUGUGCAACACCAAAUUCACCCAGUACAUCCACCUCAAACUGCACCGCCGCCUCCACAGCAGCCGCGAUCGCCCCUACCGCUGCCAGCUCUGCGCCCAGACCUUCUUCCACCGCUUCUCCCUGCGCAUUCACCAGUGCAGCUGCUGCCUGGCCAACUCAAACGCACCCAUAAACAUGCACAUGAAAGAGAUGGUGGAGAGGUUCGACGCCAGCCAAGAGGCCGACACGCUGACGGAGACGGCUUCGGCUCUGCAGGUGGAGGAAAGUGUGGAGCGCUGGUUGGCCCGUACCUUGGAAGGGGAGGGGAAGGAGGACCAGAAGGAGGCCACCAUACUGCUAAAAGCUCUGACAGCGGCCAUUAAUGCACCAACAAUACAAAUGACCCAAUCAGCUCUACCUUCAUUACACCACAGCCCCUCGCCGUCCUACCAGGAGAGGGCCAGUGUCGUUCAUCUCCACAAACGGCCAACCGUAAAGACAGAAGGACAGUGAGAGCAAACUGAAGGAAGGGAAAAUAAAUCAAAAGGACAUACAGCAUAUCAUCAACCAAGAAAAAACAGACAUCGCCAAAUAAAGCUUCUUUAUUGUCCCUGAAGGACACAAGGGAAACUUGAGCGCAGUACCAAAAUAAGAGCAUUCCAAAGACUGAGCAAGGGUAUUCAGUGAUUGUACUUACUCCCAGUCAAUUUAAAAAAACCAAAACAGGGAGGAUUGUUUUGUCAAACUGUGAAGUAUUAUUACUUUGUUCACUCAGGUAGAGAGAACUUUUUUUGUGCUUUAACUUAUUACCUUUUUUUAAAUUUGAGUUGGCUUUAUUUAUUUAGUUGUAUCAUAGUUUGUCUUUCUGCUUCUUCUUUUUUUCCCCACUCUGCGUUGACAUUUCCGAGGGUGAAUCAUUGGGGAAAACCAAAAAAUGGACUCAGGAAAAAUACACAAACCUGUAGAUGAGUCUUCACUUGUCAUACUGUGUGCAUUGUUGUACUUAGUGUGUUUGAGCUUUUGGGGUGUGUAAUGAGUGGAAGUUCUUAUCGAUAUGACAAAGCACAAACCUCCUCUAUGCUCCUCGCUUAAUGCAACUAUUUUAUUUAUUUAAGUUAAAAAAAAGGGAAAAAAUCAGGUAACUUAAACUGUGUUUUACUAUGAAAUUGCCAAAAUUACGACAGAAGAUCUUAAAUGUGUACAUUAUCGCGGUUUAGGAUUAUUCAUUUCUCAUUCUUACAUUAUAGGCUUAAAAGAUGUUAUGACAAAGCAUUAGCUCAUUUAACUGUAAAGUAUCAAAGAUGCACUGUGCUGGAUAAAACCAAACAACACAAAAAGAAAAUAAAUACCAUGUUUAUUGUAUCCUAGCAUUACAAUGAAAUACGAGGGCUUUUUCUUUCUUUCUUACUGCACUAUGCUACUGUUUUAAUGUGAAAUCUCACAUGCUGAUAAACUAAGUUUUUCACCAAGUAGAUUUUUACAGGAUUCAUAUGUUUUCAUAUUUUCCUACAAAGCUUUACUGUUAAUGUCUGUGAACUGGAGCUGCGUCCAAAAUCCUAGUUUAGACACCAGAACCUCAUAUUCAGCGCCGGACAACAACAAGUAUCAACUACGUUUUCUAUCAUUGUUCAUAUUUUUUUGGUCGAUAGCACUGGAUGAAAUUUUUCUUUAACUAGAUCUGUAUGCUCUCUGUUUGAGCCGAAAACCAGAAGGCAGGAAUUGAUCUUGAAACUACUGAGCCAGUAAUGUACUUAUUUUUUACAUGUUGUAGCUUUUUUUUUCCCUCUUGUAAAUUAUGUUUGUCUUUGUAGUUUAUUUUUCUGAAACAGGUUAUGAGAUGUUAAGAAUUUAUAUGUGAGAGACUAUUUUGAUUAUACUUUUAUAUUCACAUGAUGUAGCAUAUUAAAGAUAUUGUUUCUAC